Verruconis gallopava is the source of this 2405-nucleotide messenger RNA. RefSeq lists its product as uncharacterized. The transcript is spliced from 2 exons. Gene Ontology annotation, cellular component: membrane; mitochondrion. Lineage: Eukaryota; Fungi; Ascomycota; Dothideomycetes; Venturiales; Sympoventuriaceae. The record is from RefSeq and is a predicted model, not a curated record. Gene Ontology annotation, molecular function: FAD binding; D-arabinono-1,4-lactone oxidase activity. Bases 122 to 1882 code for a protein of 586 amino acids.
CGCAUGACUUCAAACGAUCUUGUCGUUAUUGUCAUAGGUGCGAUGGCUAUGCGGACUGUCUUUGAGUAUCAAUCAUAAUACCUCACCGGUAGAGAUCACGUAUACAGCGAACCGGGAAAAAAUGGAAAACCCAAGGCUCAAGGCGGCUUUGGCUGACCCCGCAGUCGAUCCUGAUAUUCCUUUCCGAGCCACUCCAAAUCACAGACACCACACUUGGGCUCUGACAUUCCACUCUCGGCCCGAACUUUACAUCCGUCCGCAAUCCAUACCAGAGAUCCAAAAGGUCGUUCACCUUGCGCACAAAUGCAGAAAGCGAAUUGUGGUUGUCGGUUCGGGACACAGCCCCUCGGACUUGACAUGCACGAGUGCGUGGAUGGUCAACUUGGAUGACUUCAGUGAUGUCCUCAAGGUUGACCCGGAGAAGCGAACCAUCACCGUUCAGGCAGGUAGACGAAUGACGGAUCUGAACACUGCCGCAAAGGAUCAUGGAUUGACGAUGCCCAACCUUGGGAGCAUUGACAUUCAGAGCAUCGCAGGCGCGAUAUCCACAGGCACGCAUGGCUCCAGUCUAUAUCACGGAAUAUUGUCGCAAUGGGUACAGAGUCUAAGACUGGUACUUGCGAACGGUGCCGUAGUACGUUGUUCGAAGUCGCAAAACCCAGACCUUUUCUCAGCAGCCUUGUGCUCGCUGGGCGCAUUAGGCAUCAUUGUAGAGGUGGAAUAUCAGCUUGUACCGGCAACGAACAUUGAAUGGACGCAAACUCUCAAGCCUCUCGACUACAUUCUAGAUACUUGGGAUACCACCCUUUGGACAACAGCGGAAUUCACGCGCGUCUGGUGGCUUCCAUACCUGCGUCGUGCCAUAGUGUGGCGAGCUCAAAAGUCUCGCAAAGAAAUCAGACCGCCGCGGAGCAGCUGGUACGGCGGCAUGCUUGGUUUUCACACGUAUCGGACACUUCUUUGGCUGUCCGGUUUUUUCCCGAGACUCCUGCCUGCAAUCGAGUGGUUUGUCUUUGGCAUGCAGUAUGGCUUCAGCGAGGACGCAACGACAGAUGCGGUAGAAGAGCAGAGGACGGGCUUGUUAAUGGACUGCCUUUACUCACAGUUUGUCAAUGAAUGGGCUAUCCCGCUCAGGAGCGGUCCAGAAGCUAUUCGCCGAUUAGGCGCUUGGAUCAAUCACAGGGACGAAGAGUCCGGCAUUCCGUUUUCAAGCAAAGGCGUGUGGGUUCACUCGCCGAUUGAAGUCCGUGUAGCAGACACAAGCACACACAGUGGCCAAGCUAGGCCAUUCCUAGAUCCGUCCUGCAGGGACGAGCCAACUCUAUAUCUUAACGCCACAUUGUACAGGCCAUUUGGCCAGGAUCCUCCGUGCAGGGAACGAUACUACGAGGCCUUUGAAUGGUUGAUGAAAGAACUCGGGGGCAGGCCCCACUGGGCGAAGAACUUCCAGACCGUUUCCCGUGCGGACAUUGAGCAGAUGUACGGCGAGGAUCUACAAUCUUGGCGCAGAGUACGUCGCGAGGUAGAUCCUGAUGCGGUCUUCGUUGGCGACUGGCUUCGACGCAACGUCCUCGAAGCCGGUGACUUUGGUGCCUGCGAAGAGAUGCAACUUUGGCGCCGAAACAGGCACACUGGUGGCGUAGAUUGGAUUGGAAGGCAAGUCGCAGACAGCGUUCUUGCACUGAACUUGGAGAAGAGAUCACCAAGUGCGGGAAGCAGCGAGGAAAGCUUCGCACAUAUGGCAGGCGCUGAAGCAGAAGCGAGUAUACUCUUGGAUGAGUAUGAGGAUGACGACGUGAGCCCUACCAAUGAUGGGGCUGCCGAAAAAGGCGAGGCUGAUAUCAUUGCAGAAUAUAUGAGUAGAAUGAGAGAUACGCGUUAGUCGCUGUAACAUUUUGAUUUGCAAAUAUAUGUUUUCAUACAAAUGAGCAUCCUGGACGGCAACAAAACUUGACAGCUGUGGAACGCCAUUGAUGACCGAGUCAUAGCGAACGUCAACCUUUCAAUUCGUCAAUACAACCAGCCAAGGACUUGAUGUUAAUGCCCCAAACUUAAUCUCAAUCGCUAGGCGUCGCUGUUUCUCUCUGGGCGGGGCAUACAACAAGCAACUUCAGUCGAUCCAAGUCUCAUUUAACCCAUCAUUUCAAGUUUGAAAACACUCCGGUUACCAACGGGAACCUGAACCUGAGCCUCGCCGUUCGCAUCUGGCUUGAUGGCACUCGGUACCUCCUUCUCCGCACCACCUUCCUCAAUCGACAGCAAGCGAUACGCCUUUCCAGAUUUGAGGUCCUUGAAGCCAAUGCUGCAGUCCAAGCCUCGCUCGGAGCUCCUCAAUACGAAGUGCAAGCCAUCCUUCCCAACCGCGUGGCAUUUGGCGACCAUGACCUUUGGGAACGGAACUCUGU